UCAGUUUCUCUGCUAGCGCACAGAAGAUUUUUAACAUGAACGUGAUUCUAUCAACCACUCUUUGUUUUGGACUCCUAACUUUGUUAUCUGUAAUGAUCUUUUUAGAAUCGGUGCAUGGGCUGCCAUAUUUUAUUCAAGGAAAUGAAUUGCUUCCAGAAAAAGAAGAUACAGAUGGUGAAGAACUAUUGCGGGCUCUACUGAACAAAAAUUUUGGCUUCCAAAGACCUUCCAACAUUGAUAUAGAACUGGCUAACAAGUUGGAGGAACUUAACCAGCUGGAAAAGCUGAAAGAUCAGCUCAUGGAAGCGAAGGAUGCUGAGAUGUCUUAUGCGAUAGAUGGUCUAUCUUCUUCCCAUCCUAAUAAGCGAGCUUGUUUUUGGAAAUACUGUGUCUAAAGUUUUUGCUCUGGGUGCAAAAAAGGAUAAGAACAUUAGAAAAAGUUACAUAUCUACCUACUCUACUGUUUAAAGAUCAAAGCUAUUUCAAGCAUAAAAAAAUAGUGGCAGAAUUUAUACAGCUGGUUACAUGCUUAAAGUUUAUGUUGUGAAUUGUAGUGACAAAUUAGUUGCCCUUGAAUGGCAUGAACUAUCAGAAUGACUCUGUAGAGCUAAAGUUGAGAGUUCUGUACCUAUUGUAUGCUUUCCAUAAAUUCAUUGUCUACAUAUCAUUUGGUUCAGUGAUGACUAAGUUGUUGAGCUAUCAAUUAAAAAAUUCAAAAAUUGCUUUGGAAAAUUAAAUUAUAUUGCCUGAAUCUAUGUGGAAAAUAUGUAUCUUUGUUCUUUCUCUUUUUUUGUGAUUCUGCUGGCUACUAUCUCUUUUCUGUUCAUUAGGAUAAUUGUUAAUAAGACUCUUAGUACCAAAUGAAUGUAUUACUAGGGAGCAGACGUCUUGUUUAUCGGACUCUAGGAAAAAGUAGUACUAGGUGUUUGAGAGAGAGAUAUUAAGAACAUUUUCUUACAUAACAAUUUGCCUUUGGGCCCCUUAAUUCUUAUCUCUGCCUUCAUCACAGUAUCAGAAAUUGAGACUUUUAGCAUGUCUGUGAGAGACUAGAUUCAGUGUGCUAAAAACAUCAAACAAAACACAAAAACUCAUUGAGUUUUUUUUUUUCAUUCAUUUCUUUCUCACAUCUUACCAUUAAACUGCUCUUGCUUAUGUCUGAACAAACUUAUUUAAUCAAUUCAAGGCUAGGAAUCCAACUUCACUUUUAUUUGCCACCUGUGGUGACACCGAAACAUUGUCAAAGAAAGUUUAUAAUUAAAAAAUAUCAGUGGUAGACUAUCAAUGGCCAGAUAGUCUACAGGCAUUCCCUUAUAUCACAGUACGGGGGAAAUGUAGUUUAUCUACAUAUGUUAAUUGUGUGGUUCUUAACAAUAAGACUAUCUUAUGACUUAGAAUGAGCACUAUUACUUAAGUGAAAAACAAUUUAAAAAUUCUUAAAUCAGACCAAGUUGAGUAAUAUACCUGUAGUGCUUAAAUAAACUUGUUAGGAGCCACUUGAAUGUACAUAAAUAUAUAGUUGCUUAACAAUGCCUGAAUGUUUCUCACAUGUUUACACCUGCUGUGAACACAAGCAUGAUAUUAUUGUUUUCAUCAUUUCAUGUUUAUUAACUUUCACUUAGCUGAAUGAUAUUCAAGCAUUUUUAAACUUUAGGGGUAAUGUUAUUCAAAAA
Cervus elaphus (red deer) is the source of this 1670-nucleotide messenger RNA. RefSeq names its product urotensin 2B (gene UTS2B). NCBI's taxonomy places the organism in Eukaryota, Metazoa, Chordata, Mammalia, Artiodactyla, Cervidae. Gene Ontology annotation, molecular function: hormone activity. The coding region runs from base 36 to 395 and encodes 119 amino acids. Gene Ontology annotation, biological process: blood vessel diameter maintenance; regulation of blood pressure. Gene Ontology annotation, cellular component: extracellular region. The transcript is spliced from 5 exons. The record is from RefSeq and is a predicted model, not a curated record.